Molecule: messenger RNA, 951 nt
Organism: Racocetra persica
Lineage: Eukaryota; Fungi; Glomeromycota; Glomeromycetes; Diversisporales; Gigasporaceae
Source: the annotation of a GenBank genome assembly
AUGUCUGGAUAUGCAAGAAAUCAAGAAAUAUUUCAAACAUCCAAUUCUAAUGAUAACGAGAAUAACCUAAUUGCUACUAGCAGUAGUGGAGCUCAACAAACAAAACGCCAAUGCACAGAAAAUAAUGAUAGGGAAAGCAUUUGUUGGAAAUAUUUUGAACCAUUCAAGGUCCCAAGGGAGAAUGGAACAGUGACAAAAUGUACAGUUCCUGGAUGCACUGCAAGUUACAUAUGGUGUGGAGCUACUUCUAAUCAUGUUCGCCAUCUUAAGAAUAAACAUGAAAUUAAUAUACCAUUAAUUAAAUUUAUUGUUUCCUCUGGAUUACCUUUUAAUUUUGUUGAUACUUUAAAAUCUGCUGGAUUUGUUAAUCCAAAUAUUGAACUAUCUACUUCUGAAAUUAUAAAAGAGCAAAUAAAUAAAGCAUAUAAUCGUUUAUUCCUUCAAUUAAAGUUAAAAGCUCAGCAAGAGAAAUCUACUAUGUUUUCAAUUUAUGAAUUCAAGCCAGAUACUAGGAUUGAUGGAUACUAUGCAGUAACAAUUUGUAAUUGGCUAACUAAAGACUUUGAAUUUCAUAAAAUCCAGUUGUUUGCAAAAAAAUCUUGCUCUGAAAUAGACGAUAAAUCUUAUGAUGACGAUAUUCUUGAUGCAUUUGUAAAAUGGGAGUUGUCUAAUUUAAAAUUUUAUAGCGACAAUGGCUAUGAAUUUUUCGAAAGGUUGUGGGAUUGGGACGAGAAAUAUCAAAAUUUCAUACAAAACCUUACACGAUUGCCUGUUAACUGUUUUAAUAAAUUAAAAGAUUUAAUACUAAGAAGUGAAAUUUCGUCCGAUUUAGAACGUGGAUCUAAGAAUGAAGCUAGAUGCACAUCAAAUAAAACACUGUCCCCAAAACAUACAGGAAUCGAUGUUAGAAAUGAUUUAAGGAGUUCAUAUUCUAAAUCACCAUUAAACUGA